AAUUGCAUACGGCUUCUCUUUCGCGCAGUAGUUUCUGGGAAAUUGAGUCCGUACUCUAAAUAAUUCAAGCCCUCGUUCCCUUCUCCUGCACAGCUAACAAGAUGCCGGCCGUACAUCACAAACUGCUCCUGGAGGACGCUUUACAGGACAGUCCUCAGACUCGCUCUUUGCUCAGUGUGUUUGAGGAAGAUGUGGGAAUGCUUACAGACUACACCAACCAGCUGCUACAAUCAAUGCAGCGGGUGUUCGGAGCACAGAGUGAGAUGGGACUGGCCACAGAGCAGCUCUCAAAGCAACUUUUGGAAUACGAAAAGAAAAAUUUUGCCCUUGGAAGAGGUGAUGAGGAGGUAAUCACCACGCUGCAAAACUUCGCCAAAACUGUAGGGGAGCUGAAUGCACUCCACUGCGAGCUAGCUAACCAGAUGGCUGACAGCAUGGUCUUCCCCUUGAUCCAGUUCCGAGAGAAAGACCUCACAGAGAUAAGCACACUGAAGGAAAUAUUUGCCAUUGGAACUGAUGAGCAUGAGGCGGCUAUGGUCAAGUACAGUCGAUUGCCCAAGAAGAAGGAAAAUGAGAAGUUGAAGGCAGACUUGGUGAAGGAGGUGGCUUACACCAGAAGAAAGCAGCACCAGGCCUCACUGCAGUAUUAUUGUGCCCUCAAUGCCCUGCAGUAUCGCAAGAGAGUAGCUAUGCUUGAACCAAUGCUAGGCUACACUCAGGCACAGGUACUCAAUCACCCCAUCCUGUCAUCAUAUCAGCAUUCAAAUUAAGCCCAGCUGGACUCAGAGGCGGAGGCCAUGCGAGUGUCCCACAGGGAGCUUCUGUCUGUGGAAGACACUGUCUACAUGCCAGAUAAGGACACAGAGCCUGUCAAUCGCACGCUUAUCCAGAAGGCUGGCUACCUCAACAUUCGGAAUAAAACAGGCCUAGUGACCACAGCCUGGGAUCGUCUGUAUUUCUUCACCCAGGGAGGGAAUCUCAUGUGCCAGCCACGGGGGGCUGUAGCAGGAGGCAUGGUGCUGGACCUGGAUAACAGCUCUGUCAUGGCGGUGGAUUGUGAGGACAGACGUUACUGUUUUCAGAUAACUUCCCCUUCAGGAAAAACGUCAAUGAUUCUACAAGCCGAGAGCAAAAGAGAGUAUGAAGAAUGGAUUUGCACUGUGAACAACAUCUCCAGACAGAUCUACCUGACUGACAACCCAGAGGCUGUGGCUAUCCGACUGAACCAAACCGCCAUCCAGGCAGUGACUCCCAUCACCAGCUUUGAGAAGAGACAAGACGGCUCACCCAACCCCGACAGAGCUAAGCCAGGAGGUGUUCAUACUACCAGCAGUGGUUCUCAGAAAACAGGAGUUGCCCCAGAACCAGAGGACCUAAUAGCCCCGGGGACGCCCAUUCAGUUUGACAUCAUGCUGCCUGCGUCCGAAUUUCAGGACCAGAACAGAACUGGGGGGAGACGCACAAACCCAUUUGGAGAAACAGAAGACGACUGUUCGACAGAUACUGAUGACUCCCUGCUUCAGCAGGUAUUCGCUGUGCGCUUCCUGGGCUCCAUGGCGGUUCGCUGCGGCGACAAUCAGGAAGUGAUCUACGAGGCCAUGAGGCAGGUGCUGGCUGCCCGAGCCAUUCACAACAUCUUCAGGACCACAGAGGCCCACCUCAUGGUCACCAGCAGUAGCCUCAGGUUGAUAGACCCACAGACUCAAGUUACAAGACUAAGUUUCCAGCUUGGAGAAGUGUGUCAAUUCGCAGCCCACCAGGAGAAUGGGAGGCUGAUGGGAUUUGUGGUUGAAAGCAGAGACUGGAGCAAUGGAGACGAGGAGGGAGAACCAUCGUUUAGCGCCUUCGUCUUUGAGAGCAACACGGAGGGCGAAAAGAUAUGUUACACCAUAAACCUGGCAAAGGAGAUUACAGAAGCUAAGAAGGACCCGGAAGCUCUGGCCCAGCUAAUGAAGAACAUGCCUCUAACCAAUGAUGGCAAGUUCCUGCUGCUUGAGCCUGAGACGGGUGACACGACCGAAGGAGCAGGACAAGAAGAUCUGGAGUCUGAAGCCUAGUUCCAGUUAGAUUAUUCUCCCACCUAACCACCCCCAAAAAAGAUGAGCCAGUCAAAACCAGGGCCACAGUUCUGCUUUUGCCCCAGAGGUUUCAUUCUGAUGCCCAGCCCUAACUCUGGUACUGUGACAUCAAUAUUAGAAAGGCCACAUCCACCAACCCUCAGUAACUACAUCUCUCUCUCUCUCUCUCUCUUUUGCUGUGCUAAAAUCUUAAGAUGUUGACAUGGGUUUGACCCCACACACACACACACACACACACACACACACACACACACACACAUUAAAAAGAAAAAUUGAAAAAAGAACUUAUUUUCGCCCGUGCUCAGACUGCAACAUGAGUCUUUGCAUGUGGAGUUUGUCUUUGCACCACUGUAGGUGGUGCGCACAUCAAAAGGGACACCACAUAGAUACUGGAUGCGUUUUCAUCGUCUCCUAAAAUCCCGAGCCAUUUAACAGAGUGGUGACUCAUUUUCUUUCAGUUUAGGUUUACAUUUAUUUUUAGGUUUACAUAGUUUGAAGUGGUUUUUUGUGUUUGGAGAAUUUAAUCCCUUUACCUUACUUUGCUUGUUAACACGUAUGUGAGGCUCUUACGCAAAUACUUUGGCAUUCAUUCCUUGAUUAUUUAUGAAAGAAAACGUUACUGCACUUUGAGGUUUGUGUUUGUGUAACACCAUCAAAUUACCACAGAAUGUAAUAAUUGAUAGGAUUGGAGACUUUUAUGAUAGUGUAGGAUAGUUGAAAUGACAUCAGCUCCUUUUAUCCUUAGAGCAGCCACUCUUGCCUAGUUUAAUAUUUUUAUCCUUUUAGCCUCGUAAUGUGUGUCUCAAAGCAGGGUACACACUUGGCAAAACAUUUUCUUCUCGGCUCUCUUGCCACUGUGAAGUUAGACUUGGCACCCUGGCUAUCUUAAGCCUUCCCACUAAACUGAAUUACUUUUAUGCUCGACAUUUUCCUCGGCUACCUAUGUAAACAAGUUCUAAGAUGAUUUGUAUGUCAGCGGGAAACGGCCCAGAAACGACUUCACGCUCGUUUCCCCAAAAGCCCGUGUAAAUAUGAUCUGUCUAUGUAUGUUUAACCAGAGUCAAUAUGCUAGGAUCUAUUGCAGUGCAUGAUUAAAUAAUGGCAUUCAAUCUAGUUCCCUCUGCAGAAGAUUAAAGCUUAUACUAUGAGCACUGAGCCGUAACGCUAAAAGAGAAUCAACUCAACUGUCACAGUCCACAGUGCACUUGUGUGUGGGGGGGAAAGCAAUUUGCUCUUCUUUACAUAUGAAUGCUAAUCAGAGCAGAACAACUAAUGGUAACGCAACCUGUGAAAUUCAUCGCCCCCUCUGGAUGCCGCCGCAGUUUUGUUCAUUUUCAGUCCGUUUGAGCUGCGACACAAAUCUUGAUGGACAGCGGCAGCCUAUGCAGUGUCAGUGUGUGACCGUGUUUAGAAAAGGUGAAAAGAAACUGGCUGGAAGUAGAACUUGAAAGUUGCAGCGUGGUGACCAGUGCAGUCAGUUUGUGCCAGAAUCGCCGUGCCAGAAGCAGAAACAUGUCACACAUUUUAUUUAGAACUUGGAGCUGCACUAACAAAAAUUGUUCGACUGCUCAUCACCCUACGCAUCGGAAUUACAAGUUUGAUUUGCAAAGAGAAUUUCUUUUUGUUUUCUUAGAGGAAGUUUAAAAAAAGACCAUCCUGGUUUACUUAACCGACAAGGUAGAUCUUGUUUGUAUACAAAAAUCAACACCCAUGUAGCAGAUGGUAAUUGACAGACUAAUGCUUCCUUUCAUUCAGGUCAGAAAUCUCUAAAUUGAACAUUUUAAACUCGAGCUGGCGACGUUCCACACUGAUGUCAGGCGUAAAUACUCAGCUUCUUACAGCAGGCAGCAUUUUAAUAUUUAUGUCAUGGAUACAUUCGAGAAGAGGAAGAUAUAAAAAGUCUGUUAAGAACAUUAUAUACAAACUAGUGUCCAAUCAAGUACAUGUUUAAGAUGGCUUAUGACACUUCCUAACCCAGGCAACGUGUAAAUAGGACCAAAGGCAGAUUAGAGCUUCCCAGCUUCCAGGAUCUAUACCCCGCCCCUGUUAUCUCAUAAUCAUGAGAUUCUCUCAUAAUUUAACCCCAUCUCAAUAAAAGUGGGCUGCACCAAACAAAAAUGUUAAUUGGGUUAAAUAUACCAACCAAAUGAAGAAGUGCAUGUUUGGAUUCACUGGGAGAGAGCUAAUUGAUUAGUUGGUGUGGAUGUUUAUGGCAUGUAUUGAUUCAGGCAGUAAACGGGUGAUGAGGAUUACAGAUCACCUGUCAGAAAUGUGCAGUAGUCAGAAGCACAUUCAAGCUCACCAGAGCAUUAGAAGAGCGAGUCUCGCACUUCCAAGGGAACAACUGCUAUCUGGGCAAUUUGUCAGAAUAGCUUUUUUUUUUUUCCCUUUUUCUUUUAAUGGCUGAGUUCCCAGAGUUGACUCAUGAACUCGUGGUGCCGCUUGUAGCCAGAAGAAUACACACGUAAACACAGACUCUGUUCCAGGAAACCAAGCACAUUUCCCUAAACGUCGACUAACUUUGUGGCCUGAUUGGAAACUCCAAACUGGCAGGCUGUUUGAUGCGGCAUAGAUAAAGCAGUUUAUCCAAUAUCCUCCUUUCUCAGGGGACGGCAGAGGCACUUUAAUUACACCUUUACUAAAAUUGUGCUUAGUGCAGUGGCCAACAGUGAGUAGUUUGGGGUUUGAUGAUUCACAUAUAAGCGGGUGCCUGUGCUUUUGCUGAGCAGUGGCUUAAUUGGUGAGAUUUGCUCUAAAUGCUUCUACCCAGUCACAAAAAGAAAUCUUAGUGUAUAGAGGCUGAUGCAGCCCAUUACGCUCAUUACAGCUGUGCUGCAUAGUCUUGACAUAUUCUCUUGUAAGUAAUGCACAGUCAGUAAAAAUGUGGGUUAUGAAGUUGUAGAAAAUAAAUUUCUGUAAUAUAGCAAGGACGGCAUUUUCUCCCUUUUUCCUGUCUUUUUGUAAAAGGCUGAAGUUGCCACUACCCGUACAGCUUUGCACUUAAUUUGUCCUAAUUUUCUAGAACUGUGUAAACAUGCAUCCUUUAAUAAACAUGAGUCAUUUUUCUUA
This is a messenger RNA of Pundamilia nyererei, 5147 nucleotides long. RefSeq names its product adaptor protein, phosphotyrosine interaction, PH domain and leucine zipper containing 2 (gene appl2). The transcript has 20 exons. Gene Ontology annotation, cellular component: endosome membrane; cytoplasm. Gene Ontology annotation, molecular function: protein binding. The record is from RefSeq and is a predicted model, not a curated record. NCBI's taxonomy places the organism in Eukaryota, Metazoa, Chordata, Actinopteri, Cichliformes, Cichlidae. Gene Ontology annotation, biological process: signaling.